AUCUCCCUUCACCAAAUUAAAGAACGAAGAUGGAAACCCUAACCCUAACAAAUUCCCUGAAUCCCUCCCCCAAUUCAAAGAAUUCUAGGGUUCCUCUACAGCCGAGGAUCUCAAAUCGAAAGGGCUCACAAAGACUAAAAAAUGGAAACUUUAACGACACUCAGCUCGCGAAAGUGCACUCAGAGACGAAAGCUCAGAGCUUUCGGCCCAACUGCGCUUCUCUUUCUGCUCUGAUGCUUUAUUAUGCCCAAAAUGGAAAUUUUUCCAAUGCCCAAGCUUUAUGGGGUGAGAUUAUAAGUAGUUCAUAUAAGCCCAGCAUUGAAAUUGUUUCCGCCCUUAUGGAUGUUUAUGCAAAGUUUGGGGAAUUUGAUGAGAUAGUUAGAAUUGUGCAGGAAUCAGUCUAUAGAGAUUUUGGUUCUGAGCUGGGGAUUUAUUCCUUGGCUGUCUCUUGCUUUGGAGAAUCUGGGCAGCUUAAUAUGAUGGAGGAUAUAAUUAAAAUUAUGGUUUCGAGAGGGUUAAAGGUUGAUUCUUUGAUUGGGAACGCGUUCGUUAAGUAUUAUAGCAUGUUUGGUUCUUUAGAGGAGAUGGAAGUAGCUUAUCAUCGAAUGAAGAGAUCGAGAAUUCUUAUAGAAGAAGAAGCUAUCAGGGCGGUAGCACGUGCUUAUAUAAGCGAGAAGAAGUUCUAUAAGUUGGGGGAGUUCUUGAGGGAUGUGGGACUCGGUAGGAGGAACACUGGGAAUCUAUUAUGGAAUUUGCUUUUGCUCUCUUAUGCUGCCAAUUUUAAGAUGAAGAGCCUUCAGAGGGAGUUUUUGAAUAUGGUGGAGGCUGGAUUUAGGCCUGAUCUCACUACUUUUAAUGUGCGGGCUCUUGCUUUUUCGAGGAUGUGCAUGUUUUGGGAUCUUCAUUUGAGCAUUGUUCAUAUGAAACAUGAAGGGCUUGUUCCUGAUCUUGUGACAUAUGGUUGUGUUGUGGAUUUGUAUUUGGAGAGAAGGCUUGGGAGAAACUUGUCUUUUGCUUUGGAUGAAUUGGAUGGGGAGAGCUCUCCCGUAGUUGAAACUGAUUUGUUGGUGUUUGAUGUGUUUGGCAAGGGAGAUUUCCACUCAAGUUCGGAGGUGGUGUUGGAGUCGAGCAAGAGAAGAGAAUGGACUUACUCUAAGUUAGUGAAGAUGUAUUUGAAGAAGCAAUACAGAAGGAAUCAAAUAUUUUGGAAUUAUUGAUAGUUUCCAUGGCAUCAUGUGCGUCUAUCUCUGUCUAUUCUCAAUAUAAGCUUAGCUGCGAGAAAGUGAAGCAGUAUCUCUGAUGGCUGUAGCAGUGACUUAAAACACUUUUUCGGAAGAUAAAGCAUCCAUUUUCCCGCUAUUAAGUUUCUAAGCUAAUGGAGUCUAAUUCUACCCAUAAUUCUAUAGCAGAUAAUGUAGAAGCAGAUUCAUCUAAUGAAGAAUUAGAAGACAUGUCUAGUCCUGUUCAGAAAAAA
Molecule: messenger RNA, 1474 nt
Organism: Asparagus officinalis (garden asparagus)
Lineage: Eukaryota; Viridiplantae; Streptophyta; Magnoliopsida; Asparagales; Asparagaceae
Product: pentatricopeptide repeat-containing protein At3g42630
Exons: 3
Coding region: 30-1217 (395 amino acids)
Molecular function (GO): protein binding
Source: RefSeq, a predicted model, not a curated record